GUGGCCUCACACUUUGUUAAAUUCCCUGAAAGCAAAUGAAAAAUGAACACAACGAUGCUCUCUACCUACCCGAAACACUUCACUCCUCUUCCAGUACAACUUUUCUCCAAAUCUCAACAUCGCCAUGUAAUUCGUUUUCCCAUCAAAUGCAACAGCAGCAGCAGCAGUGAUAAUGGCAACGAAUCGCAACCAAACACGGUGGAGAUUCGAAUCAGAAGACGUCCGUCAAAACGACAAAGGCAGAAGGAAGAAGAAAUGAUAAAUGCAGGGAAACAAGCUGUUAAACCUAAACCUCCACCAAAGGAUUGGGAAUCAAUGAAUCUAACUGAGAAGGCAAUCGAAUUGUACGUCGGAGAAAAAGGACUUUUGUUCUGGCUAAACAAAUUUGCUUAUGCUUCUAUUUUUAUUAUAAUUGGGGGUUGGAUACUUUUUCGAUUUGUUGGUCCUGCAUUUGACCUUUACCAGUUGGAUACUCCUACUCCUCUUGCUCCUGAAUCUAUGUUUAAAGGUACAGGAGACAAACCUUGACCCACUGGAAAACUCAAGUUUCAGAAGAAAUUUUCGCUUUAAUUACUCCAAAUUUUUGUAACUUGAAAGUUAUUAGUACUACUAGAUUUAAGCAAAUAAACAUGUCAAUUGGAUACUAUAUAUAUUUGUGAAGUUCAACGAUGAUACUUGUAUAAGUUAUGCGAGAACAUAUGUAUAUAUUUGUAUAAGUAAAACAUGAAGCAAAUAUCCCCUUAAUACUAUUUGUUGAACUUGAAAUUGUCAACCUCUUUGAAUACCCAAUGACAUAAGAAAAUUUAA
This is a messenger RNA of Solanum lycopersicum (tomato), 807 nucleotides long. RefSeq lists its product as uncharacterized. The record is from RefSeq and is a predicted model, not a curated record. Gene Ontology annotation, cellular component: chloroplast. Lineage: Eukaryota; Viridiplantae; Streptophyta; Magnoliopsida; Solanales; Solanaceae.